AUGGACAAGGAUGGUGAACCAUCGUUAGUUGCUGCGAAAAGGACAGGGGUUUAUCUGUUCCCGAGGGACAGUGUCAGGUUUGGGUGGUCUCAGUUCAUGAGUCAAAUGGAUCUGGUGAAAGAUUAUGUGAGGGACGGACAGAUCACGUUUGUAUGCUCCAUAAUGGUGUUACAUGAUAGCGGCAUUCCAGUGCCGCCUUCGGACAUUGGAAAAAAUCUCGGCAUGCUGUUGGAUAGCAUGGAUGGGUUAGAUGUGUCCUUCUUCACUGUUGACGGCGAGACGUUCCAUGCUCAUCGUGCGGUGCUUGCUGCCCGUUCACCAGUCUUCAGAGCCGAGCUCCUCGGUUCCAUGGCCGAGGUUACAAUGUCAUCCAUCACCCUACUCGACAUUGCCCCUGCAACAUUUAGAAUCGUACUUCGAUUCAUGUACAUGGAUGCCUUUCCUGUACAAGAUGAGCUUGGGGAUUCUCACUCUGAGGUGUUGCAGCAUCUGUUAGCAGCUGCCGACCGUUAUGCAUUGAACCCCCAAAAGCUGUGGGAAAAUAUGUCAGUGGAUACAGUUGCUGAUGCUUUAGCUUGUGCUGAGAUGUACAGUUGUCUAGAACUGAAGAAAAAGUGCAUUGGCUUCAUUGUGGCAGAGAAAAUUUUCAAUAAGGUUGUUUUAACUGAGGGUUUCAUGCAGCUGAGGCAGAAUUUUCCGUUUAUCAUCACUGAGUCUUGGAAUAAAUUGCUGCCAAGUGAUUACAAGAAGGCGACGCAGGCCAAGGAUAUUUUCAGACAAACCAGACCCAAAGCUGUGGAGAUCAUGCUAUAUUAA
Molecule: messenger RNA, 816 nt
Organism: Setaria italica (foxtail millet)
Lineage: Eukaryota; Viridiplantae; Streptophyta; Magnoliopsida; Poales; Poaceae
Product: BTB/POZ and MATH domain-containing protein 1-like
Exons: 3
Coding region: 1-816 (271 amino acids)
Biological process (GO): protein ubiquitination
Molecular function (GO): protein binding
Source: RefSeq, a predicted model, not a curated record